Rotaria sp. Silwood1 is the source of this 1026-nucleotide messenger RNA. NCBI's taxonomy places the organism in Eukaryota, Metazoa, Rotifera, Eurotatoria, Philodinida, Philodinidae. The record is from the annotation of a GenBank genome assembly.
AUGAAGGCUCGCAACGUAUAUAUAAUAUAUUUACUAUUUAUAUCUGUUUCUGGUACUCAAUGGAAUUAUGGUAAUCUUGGACCAGAUAUUUGGAGUGAAUAUUAUCCAUCAUGUGAUGGUCAAUCACAAUCACCAAUCAAUAUUUUAACAGCAUGUACAGUCUAUAAAGAUUUUAAACCAUUCACAUUUAUUUCAACACAUGAUGAAAAACAUUAUUUUACAUUGAAAAAUAAUGGACAUACAAUUAUUGGUACCAUAAAUAAUGAAUAUAAACAAUCACCUAUUCAAUUAACUGGUGGUGGUCUCAAUGGAACAUUUGAAUUUGUAAAUUUUCAUUUACAUUGGGGAGAAAACUAUAAAUCAGGCAGUGAACAUCAAGUAAAUGGUGUUAAAUAUGCUGGUGAAAUACAUUUUGUUUAUCAAAAUCCUGUUACAUCUCAAAUGGCUGUACUUGGUAUGUUUAUGCAAAGUUAUUUACAUAAAAAGAGAUUUGUUUUUGAUAAAAACGAUCUUACACGUGAUGAAUGGCAUAGAUAUUUUGAUACAGCAAAAACAUUAACAUCUGAAAAUGAUUCAAUUCUAUUUGAUUCUAAUGUAACAUUACUUAUGGGUGAAAACUUACAAGAUUUUUGGAGAUAUGAAGGUUCAUUGACUACACCACCAUGUACAGAAGGUAUCAUUUGGACUGUUUUUAAACGACCUAUUAUUUUUAUGGAAGAAGAAUUCAAACAUUUGAGAGAUAAUGUUUAUUUUGAAGAUUAUCGUGGUCCUCAACCAUUAUUUAAUCGAACAGUUUAUCGAAAUUUUUAUAGUGAAAAGUUAUCAUCAAUACCAGACUAUAAUCGAUGUUUAUUAGAUUUUCAAUAUGAAAAAGCUAUGAACAUAAUUUCAUUAUUUGGUGUAAUAAAUUGUACAGCACGUUCGUUUUUCUUUUUUCUAUUAGUUAUUUAUUUUAUUUUAUUAUUUAUUUUAUUUGUUGUUUUUCGUAAAAUGCGUUAUUCAGUAGAAAGAAAAAAAAAUGAAUAA